Messenger RNA from Monopterus albus (swamp eel), 525 nucleotides. Its product is annotated as general transcription factor II-I repeat domain-containing protein 2-like. Bases 39 to 518 code for a protein of 159 amino acids. The record is from RefSeq and is a predicted model, not a curated record. The transcript has 2 exons. Lineage: Eukaryota; Metazoa; Chordata; Actinopteri; Synbranchiformes; Synbranchidae.
UUUCUCCCAGAUCAGCCUCUCAGCUAAUUAUUACGGAGAUGUUUGACCACAUAAAGGCCUUUCAGAGAAAACUGCAGCUACUGUGUCGACAUCUGUCAGCAGGAAACCUGGCUCACUUCCCCAGUCUGAGAGAGGUAAACCUGGUACAACAGAAACUGUCUGAAUAUGCAACACUUGUCAGCAACCUAGACCUGGAGUUUGAAAUGCGCUUUCAGGACUUCAGGAAGAAUUCAGGUGACAUGGAGCUGUUUUCCCAACCCUUCAGCACAAGUGUGGACUGUGUCCCUGAUCACAUUCAGAUGGAGCUGAUUAAGUUUCAGUGCGAUUCAGAGCUGAGGAAUAAAUUCAUGUCACUGGACUUCUACACACAUGUCUCACCAGAACGGUACCCAAACAUUAGGAAGCAUGCACAGGUGAUGUUAUCUCUGUUUGGCAGCACCUACAUUUGUGAACAGACUUUCAGUGUAAUGAACCUUAACAAAACCAAAGCCAAAGACCAGCUUCAUGUGUCUCACUAAUAGUGUC